AUGCGUCCUGCCGUUGACGCCAACAGCAUAGUCCUUGUCCGUCUUCGUUCGUUUGCAGCCGAGAUCGGGAACUACCACUACGGGCAAGGGCACCCCAUGAAACCGCACCGUGUUCGUAUGACCCAUAACUUGGUGGUAAACUACGGUUUAUACCGCCAGAUGGAGGUGUUUCGGCCGAAGCCCAUCAGCAGCCAACAGAUGACUCGCUUCCACUCCGAUGACUACAUCAACUUCCUACGGGUCAUAACACAAGACAACAUGCAGCUGCAGCGCUUUAACGUCGGCGAAGACUGCCCCGUUUUCGAUGGGCUUUUUGAGUUCUGCCAGCUGUACACGUCCGGCUCAAUCGGUGGAGCCAUCCGGCUCAAUAACAAGCAGUCGGAUGUGGUGAUCAACUGGGCUGGGGGCUUGCACCACGCGAAGAAGUACCGCCCACGCACGGUAUAUCCUCGACUCAGCAAGUUUCCCGUGCAUCGUUCACUCGUGUGUUUGACUAUCAAGAGUGAGGCUUCUGGGUUCUGCUACGUGAACGACUGCGUGUUGGCAAUUCUAGAGCUGCUCAAGACACAUCAGCGUGUGCUGUACGUCGACAUCGACAUUCACCAUGGAGACGGCGUGGAGGAGGCCUUCUACACAACGAACCGGGUCAUGACGGUGUCUUUCCACAAGUUUGGAGAAUAUUUCCCCGGCACGGGCGACGUCAAAGAUGUUGGCGUGGCACAGGGGAAGAACUACGCAAUCAACUUCCCGUUGGCAGACGGCAUCAACGACCAGAGCUACCGAAGUAUCUUCAGGCCAGUCAUCGAAAAGGUGGUGAUGGAGCACUACUCGCCGGAGGCAAUCGUAAUGCAAUGCGGAGCAGACUCCCUCUCAGGUGAUCGUCUCGGCUGCUUCAACCUCUCGCUCAAGGGCCACGCUGAUUGCGUGCAAUACGUGAAAAGCUUCAAUGUGCCGCUAUUGGUGCUUGGUGGAGGAGGCUACACGCUUCGCAACGUGCCGCGCUGCUGGGCAUACGAAACUGGGGUACUUCUGGACACUGAGCCGUCGGACAUGCUUCCAUACAAUGAUUACUUCGAGUACUACGGCCCCGACUACCGCUUGCACAUGCCCACGUCCAACAUGGAGGACAUGAACAAGAGGGAAACUCUGGAGGAGCCCGGGGGGUAG
This is a messenger RNA of Ectocarpus sp. CCAP 1310/34, 1167 nucleotides long. NCBI's taxonomy places the organism in Eukaryota, Phaeophyceae, Ectocarpales, Ectocarpaceae. The record is from the annotation of a GenBank genome assembly.